Molecule: messenger RNA, 985 nt
Organism: Diuraphis noxia (Russian wheat aphid)
Lineage: Eukaryota; Metazoa; Arthropoda; Insecta; Hemiptera; Aphididae
Product: mitogen-activated protein kinase p38b-like
Biological process (GO): protein phosphorylation
Molecular function (GO): MAP kinase activity; ATP binding
Source: RefSeq, a predicted model, not a curated record
UAAUAUUUAGGUGAUUGGAUUAUUAGACGUGUUCACACCUGCAAACACUAUGAAUAAUUUUAAUCAAUUGUAUAUGGUCACCCAUUUAAUGGGAGCUGACUUGAAUAAUAUCAUACGUACACAAAAAUUAUCUGAUGAUCAUGUCCAAUUUCUUGUUUACCAAAUUUUACGAGGUCUGAAGUAUAUCCAUUCUGCUGGUAUAAUCCAUAGAGAUUUAAAACCAUCAAAUAUUGGUGUAAAUGAAGAUUGCGAGCUAAAAAUAUUAGAUUUUGGGUUAGCACGGCCAACUGAAAGUGAAAUGACUGGUUAUGUGGCUACCAGAUGGUACAGAGCACCUGAGAUAAUGUUAAAUUGGAUGCAUUAUAAUCAGACAGUUGAUAUUUGGUCAGUAGGCUGUAUUAUGGCUGAACUUUUAACUGGAAGGACAUUAUUUCCUGGCACAGAUCAUGUGAAUCAUUUAAUGCGUGUAUUAGUUUUGUGUGGAAUGCCGUCCGAUGAAUAUUUAAAUAAAAUUAAAAGUUCGGAGGCAAAAAAAUAUAUACAGUCUUUACCAGUAAUGCCGAAAAAAGAUUUUGCUGAAGUAUUCAAAGGAGCUAAUCCAUUAGCAAUUAAACUAUUAGAAGAAAUGUUGGAAUUGGACGCUGAUAAAAGAAUGACUGCUGAAAAAGCACUUGCACAUCCGUAUCUGGCACAAUAUGCUGAUCCAUCUGAUGAACCAAAUUCACCUCCAUAUGAUCAAAGUUUUGAAGACAUGGAAUUAAAUGUAGAAAAAUGGAAAGAACUUGUUUGGGAAGAAGUUGUUAGUUAUGUUCCAUCCACACAAUUAGAAUCCCAAUAAGUUACUUCAACACAACUUUUAUGUCUUGCAUGAUUAUURUUGCAGACUAAUGUGAGAAGAAUGCUCAGCUUCAUUAAAGUUUUAUUAAUGUUUAUAAUUACAUUUGUAGAUUAAUAUUUUGAUUAUUGUUACUGUUAAAUAAAUUCA